Molecule: messenger RNA, 1780 nt
Organism: Heterotrigona itama
Lineage: Eukaryota; Metazoa; Arthropoda; Insecta; Hymenoptera; Apidae
Source: the annotation of a GenBank genome assembly
AUGACCUGUAGCUACUGCGCAAAAUGGCAAACAUCUCUGAUGGCAGAAAAGUGUGAGACGAAGUAUAAUGUAAAACUUUGUAUAAAUAAUAAUCAUAUAAAAAAUCAAUGAGAAACUAACAUUAAAAAUAAGUGCUUUUCCAGAGAGUAUUUUCUUACAACAGAAGGUCACAAUAGAGCCUGUCAUAAUGGCACAUAAAAAAGCAUUUUUCAUUCUUCUAUCAUCAUCGUUAUUUCGUAUACUUCUGUACAUGUCGUUUAUAAUAGCAUUAUGCAUUUGAUGUAAUAUUUGAAAUGUCAUUAUAGCAGGAAAAUUUCUAAUAAUAACAUAUAUAAUAAUUACUAGGAAAAAUUUUUAUUUAAAAGAUAUUUUUAAAAUGAAAGACAUACUUUCUUUUAGACAUACUUUUGAAAUGCUAACAUCGACGCUGUAAGCAUAACUGAAGUAGGUAAUUGAAAACACAAUCUAGAAAAUCGGUGUAUUAAUUCACCAGUCUCUAAAUGAAAUGCACCAUCUCUGAGUUGUUUUGCACGAAUAAUAUUAGACAGUUGUAUUCCAGGAGGUACAAAGCCUCUUCUGACAAAAGUUAAUUACUUGAAAUAUUAGAGUAAUUGAGCAAUUAGAAUUUACCUACUUAUAAUCAUCACAGAAUUGUUUAGCUUCUCUCAAUUUUUGGUCGUUUACAAAAAUCAUACGAUAAUCAGCAAUAAAAGCAAAAUGUUUCAAUCUACCAAUAUACGUAGAUUGAUCCCAUAACGGUUUAUCAAUGUCAAAUUUUUCAUCGAUAUUCAUUGCUAUAUUAUAAAUUUAAGUAUUCUUAAAUAUUCUCCAGUCGAUUUUUUUACAUUAUUGAUCAUAAAUUCACAUUUGUUAAUUAGUUAUUAACUAUAAUUUCUGUUCACGUUUCAUAUUUCUUAUUAUUAUUCAUUUUGUUUUGUACUUAAAUUUUUAUUAGUUUUGGAUUAUAAAAAUAUGACAAAUGGAAAGAAUUGUGUAAUGUUGUACAAAGAAAAUGAAUAUUAUAAAAUUAAUGAAAUUAUCAUUCUGGCACAGUGAGUGAAGUUAACUGGAAGUAAUUGCGUUUAUAUAUUGUUAAUAUUUUAACAACAUAAAAAUAUUAAUAGAAAUUUCCUCCGCUUGAUAAAAUUGUAAUGCAACUAUAAAUUAUGGUACUUGCUUUUUUAUGAUAUUGCACUUAUUUUUUCUAAAAAUUUAUAAUGUGCGUUUUACCAUAUAGGCCAAAGCAACGACUUGUAAAGAAGCUAUUCAGCGAUGGGAAGAGAAAAUGGGUUUAACUGCCAGUGGACAGAAAGAAAUCAUUUUGUCUUUCCAGUGGCCUCCAAUUGAAAAAAUGGAUAAUAAUUUAGCGGCACUUACCGCUGUCGAAAAGUUAUCUCUCUCGACAAAUAUGAUAGAAAAGAUCAGUGGUAUCAAUUCAUUAAAAAAUUUGAAAAUUCUAUCUUUGGGUCGCAAUAAUAUUAAAACUUUUUCCGGAUUGGAAGCAGUUGGAGAACAUCUGGAACAAUUAUGGAUAUCAUAUAAUCAGAUUGAAAAAAUUAAAGGCGUGAACGUAUUGAAGGCGCUGAAAGUACUUUACAUGUCGAAUAAUUUGGUAAAAGACUGGGCAGAGUUUAAUCGUCUACAAGAAAUACCGCUUCUUGAAGAUUUAUUGUUUAUUAAUAAUCCUAUUUGUGAAAAUAUGGACGUGGAAUCUUGGCGCAGUCAAGUAACUAGAAGACUUCCGAAAUUAAAAAAACUUGAUGCUAUACCGGUUGUAUGA